This is a messenger RNA of Onychostruthus taczanowskii (white-rumped snowfinch), 8310 nucleotides long. It is a transcript of the gene AFDN, whose product is annotated as afadin, adherens junction formation factor. Bases 851 to 6274 code for a protein of 1807 amino acids. The record is from RefSeq and is a predicted model, not a curated record. Gene Ontology annotation, molecular function: cell adhesion molecule binding. Gene Ontology annotation, cellular component: adherens junction. Gene Ontology annotation, biological process: signal transduction; regulation of protein localization. The transcript has 36 exons. NCBI's taxonomy places the organism in Eukaryota, Metazoa, Chordata, Aves, Passeriformes, Passeridae.
AGCGCGCGCAGGCGCGCAUACGCCCGGGAAGGGGAGGAGAAGGGCGGGCGGCCGGGCGGGGGCGCGCACGGCCGGUGUGUGAGGGAGAGAGCGAGGGGAGGGCGAUCCCAGGGCGGAGAAAGGCGGCGGCAGUGGCGGCUUCGCUUGGUUCAGGGCAGGCGAACGGCCACAGGCGCUGCCGAGCCGGGAGAUACGGUGGGCGCUGCCGACUCUGGGCAUCCUUCCUCUUCCUCCCCGCCCCUCCCCUCCCCGCCCUUCCCCCUUCUCUUUCUCUCCUUCCCCACUGUCCGCCGGGGCUGAUCGCUGUCGGCGGCACGAUCCCGGGGCGUUUCCGCAGCGCCUGAGCCGGCAGCGGCCGCUGGGAGAGCUGGUCCCUCCCCUGCUCGGCCGGGACUGAGGGACCCCCCGCUUCGUCCGGGGCUCGGCUGAGAGGGCCUGGCCCCGGCUUGGCUCCCCGGCGGCGGGCUCGGUGAGGAUGUCGGGCGGCGGCGGUGGCCGGGAGGAGGAGCGGCGCAAACUCGCCGACAUUAUCAACCACUGGAACGCGAACCGGCUGGACCUGUUCGAGAUCAGCGACCCCACCGAGUACAUACAGGCGGCUGGUGGUGGAGGAUUGAAAAGCCCGGUGUUGGACGCUUUUUUUGUUGCUAGCUUGUUUGUUUCUUUAAAUCGUCUUUGUGCAGAAGGCGCCUCUUACAAAGCAACCUGCUGCUUAUAGUGCGGCGGCACUCGGGGUUGCUGGUGCAAUCCCCGGAGUGGCUUUCCCAGGGCGUGACGGACGGAGCGCCUUGGCUCUCCGAGCCUGCAGGCUGCAAGCCCGCCCCCUAAGGAUCUCGAGUUUCAUGGAGUAAUGAGAUUCUACUUCCAAGACAAAGCAGCUGGAAAUUUUGCAACAAAAUGUAUCCGUGUCUCCAGUACUGCCACAACUCAAGAUGUAAUAGAAACUCUUGCAGAGAAGUUUCGACCAGAUAUGCGAAUGUUGUCAUCCCCUAAAUACUCACUUUAUGAAGUGCAUGUCAGCGGAGAAGAAAGAAGAUUAGAUGUGGAUGAGAAGCCUCUUGUUGUACAGUUGAACUGGAACAAAGAUGAUCGCGAGGGAAGGUUUGUCCUAAAGAAUGAAAAUGAUACACUUCCUCCAAAGAAAGCUCAGAGUAAUGGGCCUGAAAAACAAGAAAAAGAGGGAGUAAUUCAGAAUUUCAAGCGAACUCUCUCAAAAAAAGAAAAAAAAGAAAAAAAGAGGCGUGAAAAAGAGGCAUUGCGACAAGCUUCAGAUAAAGAUGAUCGACUUCUUCAUGGGGAUGAUAUUGAGAAUUUUCGCCUUGCAGCUGAGGUUUACAAAGACAUGCCUGAGACCAGCUUCACUCGCACAAUAUCCAAUCCUGAGGUGGUUAUGAAACGGCGACGACAGCAAAAACUAGAGAAGAGAAUGCAGGAGUUUCGCAGUUCUGAUGGCAGACCAGACUCAGGUGGGACGCUGAGAAUUUAUGCAGACAGUUUAAAACCAAAUAUACCGUACAAGACAAUCCUGCUGUCCACUACAGAUACUGCAGACUUUGCAGUUAUUGAAGCACUGGAAAAAUAUGGCCUGGAAAAAGAAAAUCCCAAGGAUUAUUGUAUUGCUCGUGUCAUGCUGCCUCCUGAUGCUCAGCACUCUGAUGAUAAAGGUGCUAAAGAAACCAUUCUUGAUGAUGAUGAGUGUCCACUGCAGAUAUUCAGGGAGUGGCCUAGUGAUAAAGGAAUACUGGUCUUUCAGUUGAAAAGGAGGCCUCCUGAUUAUGUCCCAAAGAAAACCAGGAAGAUAACUGAUGGAAAACAAUUAAGGGGGAAGGAAAGAGUUGAUGGGUCUGGCUAUGGCUCUUGCCUUCCUCCUGAGAAACUACCAUACCUGGUAGAAUUAAGCCCAGGGAGAAGGAAUCACUUUGCCUACUACAACUAUCACACUUAUGAAGAUGGUUCUGACUCCAGAGAUAAGCCAAAGCUCUAUCGUCUACAAUUAAGUGUCACUGAAGUUGGAACUGAAAAAUUUGAUGACAAUUCCAUUCAGUUAUUUGGUCCAGGAAUUCAGCCUCAUCACUGUGACCUCACUAAUAUGGAUGGAGUUGUUACUGUAACCCCGAGAAGCAUUGAUGCUGAAACCUAUGUGGAAGGUCAGCGUAUUUCAGAAACCACCAUGCUGCAAAGUGGAAUGAAGGUUCAGUUUGGGUCUUCUCAUGUAUUUAAGUUUGUGGAUCCUACUCAGGACCAUAUUAUUUCCAAAAGAUCUACUGAUGCAAGUCUUAUGGUCAAAGGCCCAAGACACAGAACUGGAGCUGUCCAGGAAACCACAUUUGAUCUGGAGGGAGAUAUUCACAGUGGAACAGCAUUUCCAGCAAGCAAGAGCACCAGCAGGCUGGACGGUGACAGGACAUCAUCAUCUGCAUCCAGCACAGCCGAGCGAGGAAUGGUGAAGCCAAUGAUUAGAAUAGACCAGCAGGAUUACCGCAGACAGGACAGCAGAUCUCAGGAUACCCAUGGACCAGAACUGAUACUGCCUGCCAGUAUUGAAUUCAGGGAAAGCUCUGAAGAUGCCUUCUUAUCUGCCAUUAUAAAUUACACAAAUAGCUCGACAGUUCAUUUUAAGCUGUCACCAACAUAUGUUUUGUAUAUGACAUGUCGGUAUGUAUUGUCCUGCCAAUACAGACCUGACAUCACUCCUGCUGAGCGUACUCACAAAGUCAUUGCAAUAGUCAACAAAAUGGUGAACAUGAUGGAAGGAGUGAUACAGGAGGUAGACCAGGUUGAUCAGAAACAGAAGAAUAUUGCUGGGGCCCUUGCCUUUUGGAUGGCAAAUGCAUCUGAACUACUCAAUUUCAUAAAGCAAGACAGAGAUCUUAGCCGAAUUACUGUGGAUGCACAAGAUGUUUUGGCACACUUGGUUCAAAUGGCAUUCAAGUACCUGGUUCAUUGUCUGCAGUCAGAGCUUAACAACUACAUGCCAGCAUUCCUUGAUGAUCCAGAGGAAAAUAAUCCUCAGAGGCCUAAAAUAGAUGAUGUGCUGCACACCUUGACUGGAGCCAUGUCCCUGUUGCGACGAUGCAGAGUAAAUGCUGCUCUGACCAUACAGCUCUUCUCCCAGCUCUUUCAUUUUAUCAACAUGUGGCUUUUUAACAGAUUAGUUACAGCCCCAGAUUCAGGGUUAUGUUCGCAUUACUGGGGAGCUAUCAUGCGCCAGCAGCUUGGCCACAUUGAAGCCUGGGCAGAAAAACAAGGUUUAGAAUUGGCUGCUGAUUGCCACCUGAGCAGAAUAGUACAGGCAACCACAUUGCUUACCAUGGACAAAUACUCACAUGCAGAUGUUCCAAAUAUUAACAGUACUUGCUUUAAGCUGAAUUCUCUGCAGCUACAAGCCCUGUUGCAGAAUUAUCACUGUGCUCCAGAUGAACCACUCAUCCCAACAGAAUUGAUAGAGAAUGUAGUAACUGUUGCAGAAAAUACUGCGGAUGAACUUGCUCGCAGUGAUGGCCGAGAAGUUCAGCUGGAAGAGGAUCCUGACUUACACCUACCUUUUCUCUUACCGGAAGAUGGCUAUUCCUGUGAUGUUGUAAGAAAUGUUCCAAGCGGUUUGCAAGAAUUUUUAGAUCCACUCUGUCAAAGAGGUUUUUGUAGACUAACACCUCAUCCACGGUCACCAGGCACAUGGACAAUAUAUUUUGAGGGUGCAGAUUACGAAAGUCACAUGCCCCAUGAGAAUGCUGAGCUGGCUCAGCCUCUGAGAAAAGAACCUGAAAUUAUCACUGUAACACUAAAAAAACAAAAUGGAAUGGGACUGAGCAUCGUUGCUGCCAAGGGUGCUGGUCAAGACAAACUUGGAAUAUAUGUCAAGUCUGUUGUGAAAGGAGGUGCUGCAGAUGUGGAUGGUCGUCUGGCUGCAGGAGAUCAGUUGCUUAGUGUGGAUGGUCGAAGUUUGGUGGGCCUGUCCCAGGAGAGGGCAGCAGAACUUAUGACUAGGACAGGUUCAGUAGUAACACUAGAAGUAGCAAAACAAGGAGCAAUUUACCAUGGUCUGGCAACCCUGCUUAAUCAGCCAUCCCCAAUGAUGCAACGAGUUUCUGACCACCAUGGCUCAGGUAAACCCCGACCAAAGAGUGAAGGUUUUGAGCUGUAUAACAAUUCCACACAAAAUGGAUCACCUGAGAGUCCUCAGCUGCCAUGGACAGAGUACAGUGAACCAAAGAAGCUGCCAGGGGAUGACAGAUUGAUGAAGAACAGGGCUGAUCAUCGUUCCAGUCCCAAUGUAGCAAAUCAGCCUCCAAGCCCUGGGGGAAAGAAUGCUUAUGCAUCUGGAACUACCACCAAAAUAACCUCAGUCUCUACUGGAAAUCUUUGUACAGAGGAGCAGGUUCUGCCACCACGACCUGAAGCUUAUCCCAUCCCAACACAGACCUAUACUAGAGAAUAUUUCACAUUCCCAGCUUCAAAGUCGCAGGAUCGAAUGGGUUCAGCUCAGAGUCAGUGGCCAAAUUAUGAAGAAAAACCACAGCUUCAGGCAGAAAGUAAUCAUUCUAUCAAUAAUACCAUGCAGCGUGUAGCUCGUUCCCAGGAAGAGCUCAGAGACAAAGCUUUCCAGCCAGAGAGGAAUCGUUCGGAAGUUGUUAUACGGAAGGAUGUGGAGUACAUCGAUCGGAAGUCAGACAGCGAUCAGUGGAUGAAUUCGUCUGUGGAUUCUAGCACAUCUAGCCAGGAACACCUGAACCAUUCCUCCAAACCAGUGUCGCCUGGUUCUUGUUUAACUAAAAGUGGACCUGGCCGUUGGAAAACUCCAGCCACUAGCCAGCCAACUCCAGUGGCCAUUUCCCAGCCCAUCAGAACAGAUCUUCCCCCUCCACCACCACCUCCUCCAGUGCAUUAUGCUGCUGAAUUUGAUGAACUACAAAUGGAUUUGCCUCUGCCUCCACCACCUCCUCCGAAUCAGAUAGGAGCACAAGCAUCCUCCCAGGUAGCUGCUGCUGAGCGUAAAAAAAGAGAAGAGCAUCAGAGGUGGUAUGAAAAGGAAAAGGCACGUUUGGAAGAAGAACGAGAAAGGAAACGUCGUGAGCAGGAGAGAAAACUGGGCCAAAUGCGUUCUCAGCCACUUAUUUCUGCUCAGCCUGUGGCUUCUCCUGUCUCCCUUCAACAAGUGAAAUCAGAAAAGCCCUCAACUUUGCAGAGGUCUCAAGAAACAGUUAUUCGAGAGCUGCAGCCCCAACAGCAGCCGCGGACUAUUGAGCGGAGAGAUCUGCAGUACAUUACUAUCAGCAAGGAAGAACUGUCCUCUGGUGAUAGCCUCUCUCCAGAUCCGUGGAAACGGGAUGCGAAGGAGAAACUGGAGAAGCAGCAACAGAUGCACAUCGUGGACAUGCUGAGUAAAGAGAUUCAGGAACUUCAGAACAAACCUGAUCGUACAGCGGAAGAAAACGACCGCCUCCGCAAACUCAUGCUUGAGUGGCAGUUCCAAAAGCGACUGCAAGAAUCAAAGCAAAAAGAUGAAGAUGAUGAUGAAGAGGAGGAUGAUGAGGUGGAUACUAUGCUCAUCAUGCAGCGACUGGAGGCAGAAAGAAGAGCAAGGCAGACUGCUGUGCCAGCAAUCUCUGUUCUAGAUUUGUUACAGGAUGAAGAGCGCAGACGGCAGCAACAAUUGGAAGAAAUGCGGAAACGAGAAGCAGAAGACAGGGCCAGGCAGGAAGAAGAGCGCAGACAGCAAGAGGAGGAGCGGACCAGGAGAGAGGCUGAAGAAAAGAGGCGCCAGGAAGAGGAGUAUUACAGUCGCUUAGAGGCUGAAAGGCGCAGGCAGCAUGAUGAGGCUGAACGAAGAUUGCUGGAACCUGACGAGCCUGGUCUGUACAGACCUCCACUUCCACGGGAAUAUGAACUCCCAUCCCUAACCCCUUCAUCUAACGCUCCUCCUCCCCCACCUCAGCGAAACACCUCUUACCUCAAAACACAGGUCCUCUCCCCUGACACGAUUUAUACUGCCAAGUUUGUUGCAUACAAUGAUGAUGAUGAUGAUGAGGAGGAGGAUUCCAAUCUAGGAGGAAUAAAUUCAUACACUGGAUCUACUGGAGCAGCUGCUGGGGAAGUUUAUCGGGAUCCAAGAGACAAAAGAUCUAAAAGUCAAGAUGCAGAUUUACCUGGAGCACCAGAAAACCUGACGUUCAGGGAACGCCAGCGACUUUUUUCACAGGGUCAGGAUGUAUCCAAUAAAGUAAAAGCUUCUAGGAAACUAAUGGAACUGGAAAAUGAGUUGAACACAAAAUAAGAUGAAAGCACCUUAUCAGAUGUAAUGGAUGAUCUCCAAAUUGAGGGAUUGAGAUUGGGAGCACACUACUAAGUAUGAACAGAAAAUUAAUGUUUUCUGAAAGGAAUGACUUUGAUUCCUUUAUAUCUAAGACUGUUAAUUAAGACUUAGAGAUGUUGCAAUAGCAAGAAAACUCUGAUUACUUUGCCAGAAGCUUGUGGUUUAUACAAUGAAAGCACUGUAAAAUUUUAAAGAUACGAAUCACGUGAAGGUAACUUUUUUUCUGUUUUGGGGGUAAAGUUCUUUUGCACCAGACCAAGUAGCACUUGUCAAAGAUAAGUUCUGUUUCCUGGUGUUUUACAGACACACUUUUGUUUUAGCUGCUGAGCAGAGAGAGUGAGAAUAGCUUGAACUGCCUAAACUAAACUGUGCACUAGAAAUUAGUAUUUUAGGUUGUUUGACAAGAAGCCAAUGUCUGGGCCACCUUAAAUAAGGUUUCAUAUGCAAGUGUGACAGACUGUAUGGUGUUCAUAGAAGGAUCAGCAUAUCAAUACAGAUCUUACCAUUACAUAGUACUGGCAUAACACACAUUCUCUAGAUAGAAUCUUGGAAUAAAAAUAUCUCUUUUCCUAUGUAUUUGUUGGGUCUCAAAUGAAUGCCUAAGAUGUUAUCUGUAGUUACGGAAAAGUCUACGUUGUUGUAUCCCCAUUAUAUGUGCUUCAGACUUUGAAAAAAUGUGAAGAUAACAACCUUUGGAUAACUGUUUCAUUAAAAAUUACAUAAGCAAUAGAUAGUAGGCUACACUUAGUGGCCCUUCAUCAGCUAGGACCAAAAUGUUAGUAAUGUCUUAAAGGCAAGGAUUACAGUUAGAAGGUAAGCAGAACACGUGGGUAUGUUUUCUGAGAAAUUCAGGUUAGAAGUUAUUGGGCAAUUAGGCCUGGAACAGUAUUGAUGAGUCUGUUAUUAUCAGUUCAGCAAUAUUUUUUUUUUCUAUGGAGGUAUCAAUUGGCAUAUUAGAGAAGAAGACUGAAGUGUAAAGCAUCAAAUACAGUACUGCAGUCUGGAAGUGGGAACAUUCAUAAGGUCAUUAACAGAGCUGAUGUACUAGCAAGGAACCAUCCCUGCUCAUGCUGAGGAAGCAGUGCUAGUGAGCUCCCAUUCUGUCUAGCUGGUUUUACUGGCAUCCUAUUAAGGUUGUACUGAAAGCCUUUUUGGCAGUUCAAGCUAAUUUUUCACACUGUUGUUAUAGCCUUAUUUAAUUUUUAAUUGUUAAUCUUUUUCCUCCCACUAUUUCCUCAGCUAUGCUUACGUGGCUGAUGAUGUUGGGAAUAAGGACCUCAUCAGAGUCUUUCUCAUUGUGUGAUGUUAAGACAAUAUAUAUUGUGAUUCCAAACAAAUUUUCUAUUUGACAGAGCCCUUUACUGGCUUUAGAUGAUUUUUUUUCCCUGUAUCAUAUUGUUCUCUUAUAAAUAUAUAUUUAGGGAUUUGUGCACACUUCCAAAUACAAAGGGGUAGACUUUCACUGCCUUAGGAAAGAAAUCACUUUUAAUAAGAGUUGUAUGACAAAUAAAUGCAAGUUAAAGAAAAUUGGAGUGUAAAUAUUUUUUACAUAUUUCAGGUUUCUUAUUUGAAAGUGUGCUUUUACCGUUUCACCUGUUAAAUAUGAAGUAGAUGACUAAACUGGUUCAAAGUGUUAAUGAAGGAUCUGCAUGCUUGCUUUGUCUGUUCAUCAGCAAAAGCAAGCCUCUCCCAGUUUAUCUUGAGAACACUAGCAGCCUUACAGUGACACAUUUUUCUUGAGGAAAAAACUUACGCUGUGGCUGAAUUACUGUUGCUGCUAGACUCUGAAAAAGGCUUAGCAAAAAAAUACCUAUAACCUUCAGUUGAGUGGAUUUGGCCGCUAUUGGGCAUUCGGGUCAAGUGUGAAUAUGUGUAAAAGUGCUUUUCAUAUUUGUCUGUGCAUUAUUUGAAAAAAAAACAACAUCAAAACUGCUGUAGUUUCCCAUUUCUACUGUAUUUCACUUGCAACCUAUUUUUAAUAAAGUUUGUAUUGUAUU